Messenger RNA from Cavia porcellus (domestic guinea pig), 1123 nucleotides. RefSeq names its product sulfotransferase 1A1-like. The transcript has 8 exons. Bases 162 to 1046 code for a protein of 294 amino acids. Gene Ontology annotation, molecular function: aryl sulfotransferase activity. The record is from RefSeq and is a predicted model, not a curated record. Lineage: Eukaryota; Metazoa; Chordata; Mammalia; Rodentia; Caviidae. Gene Ontology annotation, cellular component: cytoplasm. Gene Ontology annotation, biological process: sulfation.
CUCCUCUGGCCCUAAUUGCUUAACACCACCCAAUCACAUCACAUCACUCCAGACUGGUCCUGUCAGAGCCGGAAGUUCCUUAAAUCACUUGUGAGCUGCUCCACCUUGAAGAACCCUUGGUGUCUUGAAGACUUCCCUGGAACUACCAGGAAGGCAGCAGCAUGCAGCUGGACCAGGACAUCUCCUGCUCAAAAGUGACUUACGUGAAGGGCAUCCCACUCCUCAAGCAAUUUGCAGAAGCCAUAGAGCCACUGCAGAGCUUCAAGGCCUGGCCCGAUGACGUGCUCAUCAGCACCUACCCCAAGUCUGGCACCACUUGGGUGAGUGAGAUGCUGGACAUGAUCUACCAGGGCGGUGACCUAGAGAAGUGUCACCGAGCCCCUACCUACGUGCGGGUGCCCUUCCUUGAGUUCAAGCACGAAGGGGUCCCUUCAGGGCUUGAGAAUGUGAAACAUGCCCCUGCCCCACGGCUGCUUAAGACACACUUGCCUGUGGCCCUGCUCCCCCAGACUCUGCUGGAUCAGGUCAAGGUUGUCUACGUUGCUCGAAAUGCAAAGGACGUGGCUGUGUCCUAUUAUAACUUCCACCAAAUGGCCAAGGUGCACCCUGAUCCAGGCACCUGGGACAACUUCCUGGAGAACUUUAUGGAUGGGAAAGUGGCCUAUGGGUCUUGGUACCAGCAUGUGCAAGAGUGGUGGGAGCUGAGCCACACCCACCCCGUCCUCUACCUCUUCUAUGAGGACAUGAAGGAGAACCCCAAAAGGGAGCUUCAGAAGAUCCUGGAGUUCCUGGGGCGCUCCCUGCCUGAGGAGACCAUGGAUCUCAUCAUCCAGCACACGUCCUUUGAGGAGAUGGAGAAGAACCCCAUGGCCAACUAUACCACCAUACCCCCUGAUGUCAUGGACCACACAGUGUCCCCCUUCAUGAGGAGAGGCAUGGUGGGAGACUGGAAAAGCACCUUCACUGUGGCCCAGAGUGAGCGCUUUGAUGCCCACUAUGCUGAGAAGAUGGCAGGCUGCAGCCUCCCCUUCCGCUGGCAGCUCUGAGAGCUGAAGGAGGGAACUGUUCCAGGGGGUGUCAGUAGGCCUGACCCUGGCCUCAGGAAUAAAGUGCCAUGUGCUCA